This is a messenger RNA of Protopolystoma xenopodis, 210 nucleotides long. Lineage: Eukaryota; Metazoa; Platyhelminthes; Monogenea; Polystomatidea; Polystomatidae. The record is from the annotation of a GenBank genome assembly.
AUGUCUGUACCCCAGCAACAUAGCGUCACCGACCUCCGUUUCCCCACCCUUGCCAACAAUGACCGGCAGAGCUUGGCACCCAGUUCCAUGGCGGUUGGAGGCGAUAACAUGGGGCCGAACAGUAGUCGCCUCUCCGUGACAGCCGGCUGUCCGGGUUCUCAGGCGGAUAGGAAUCGCUCAGUGAGUUACUCCUCGGGCAAACAGGCAUAA